Molecule: messenger RNA, 1555 nt
Organism: Hipposideros armiger (great roundleaf bat)
Lineage: Eukaryota; Metazoa; Chordata; Mammalia; Chiroptera; Hipposideridae
Gene: ANTXR2
Product: ANTXR cell adhesion molecule 2
Exons: 14
Coding region: 365-1555 (396 amino acids)
Cellular component (GO): plasma membrane; cell surface
Molecular function (GO): transmembrane signaling receptor activity
Source: RefSeq, a predicted model, not a curated record
CGGCCAGAGGCCGAGGAGGAACUUCUGUUGCGAGCUGUCGCCGUGGGCCCUCAUUGUCUGCAGGAACCCUCCGGAAUCCCGAGAGGAAGAACUGGAUUGCCCUUCCACUAGGAUUCGUCAAGAGUUCCGGCGGCAGCUGCGGCGGUCGGUUGCAGAGUCUCCCUUUGUCCUCCUAGGACCUCCCUCCCUCCUUUUCUCCCUCCCUCCCUCAGUUAGUGGAUUCCGCUACCCCAGGCGCCGGCGCUCUAGCUGCUCGCUGUCCUGCACCCCAGGGUCCCUGGCAACUCCUACCACCGUGGCAUCCCCACCGAGUCGAGCCGAGGGGGCUGCGAGCAGGACGGAGUCGCAGGCCCCUGGCCGCAGGAUGGUGGCGGGACAGUCCCUGGCCCGCAGUCCUGGGAGCUGGCUGGUCCCCGGGCUAUGGCUGCUGGCGCUCAGCGGUCCUGGAGGGCUGCUGAGAGCCCAGGAGCAGCCCUCCUGCAGAGGGGCCUUUGAUCUCUACUUCGUCCUGGACAAGUCUGGGAGUGUGGCAAAUAACUGGAUUGAAAUUUACAAUUUUGUCCAGCAACUUACAGAGAGAUUUGUGAGCCCUCAAAUGAGAUUAUCUUUCAUUGUGUUUUCUUCCCAAGCAACCAUUAUUUUGCCAUUAACUGGAGACAGAGGCAAAAUCACCAAAGGCUUGGAGGAAUUGAAACGUGUUCAACCAACAGGAGAGACAUACAUUCAUGAAGGACUAAAGCUAGCAAAUGAACAAAUCCAGAAAGCAGGAGGCUUAAAAACCUCCAGUAUCAUUAUUGCUCUGACAGAUGGUAAGUUGGACGGUUUGGUGCCAUCAUAUGCAGAGAAAGAGGCAAAACUAUCCAGGUCCUUUGGAGCUAGAGUUUAUUGUGUUGGUGUCCUUGACUUUGAACAAGCUCAGCUCGAAAGAAUUGCUGAUUCCAAGGAACAAGUUUUCCCUGUCAAAGGUGGAUUUCAAGCUCUUAAAGGAAUAAUUAAUUCUAUACUAGCUCAGUCAUGCACUGAAAUCCUGGAAUUGCAGCCCUCAAGUGUCUGUGUGGGGGAGGAAUUUCAAAUUGUUUUGAAUGGAAGAGGAUUCAACCUGGGCCGUCGGAAUGGCAGUGUUCUGUGUACUUACACAGUAAAUGAAACGUACACAAAGAGUGUAAAGCCAGUAAGUGUGCAGCUUAAUUCUAUGCUUUGUCCUGCACCUACGCUGAAUAAAGUUGGAGAAACUCUUGAUGUUUCAGUGAGCUUUAAUGGAGGAGAGUCUGUCAUCUCGAGCUCAUUAACAGUCACAGCCACAGACUGUUCUAAUGGGGUUGCAGCCAUCAUUGCCAUUUUGGUGUUACUGCUACUCUUGGGCAUCGGUUUGAUGUGGUGGUUUUGGCCCCUUUGCUGCAAAGUGGUUAUCAAGGAUCCACCUCCCCCACCCCCCCCUGCACCAAAACAGUAUGUUAAUAUUAAAUACAUAAGAAGUGGUGAGAAACCUAAUAAGCCUCAGAAGAGGAAAAAUGUAGAGUUAGCGUACGAACUCAUCUUUGUAGUGGUGAACUGA